GCCUUCUUCUCUUCGACUCUUCCUCACCAGCAGACCUACCCCGGCUCCCUGCGUGACCGAAGGACCCAGAAAUUGUUUGUGCGCCGCUUGCGUAUACAAGUUCCCCGCAUUGCUCCUUUGGUAUCCAACUCCCGUUAUUUUCAACCUAUAUACAACCCUUCAACUUGUUCACUUACACUCUACACACGAUGUCUUCCGACAACGACUUCGCCGGUAGCGACACUUCCGCUCCUGGCGAGAACUCCUUCGCCAAGGGGGCAUCCGGCAAUGACGGCUUCUCGCAUGUCGCGCCUCAAGACUCUGGCGCUUCCUCCGAAAACCCGUUCACUGACCAGACGACCCCCGCGCAUGGCUUUGGUGCUCGCCCCAAGCUCAUCCAAUCCGACCAGCACCACGCGACCAGCUCAGCAGAGAUCGAGGCCCUGCUGCGGCCCUUCUUCCACCACACCAACAUCCCGGUGGGCGCGGAGAAACCCAACGGAUCUUUGCGCCUCUCUCGCGACUGGGCCAUCAAGAUGCUCGGCGCCAACCAGUUCCACCGCGCGGACAAUGGCCAGCUGGUCCUGAAGCUGUGCUCGGAGCUGAAGGUUAGGGGCGGAGGCGGACUCAAGCUGCCAAUAAUUAUAAUCGACUGGCUGGUGGAUGCCCAUGGUCAGGACGAGGUCCUGGUGCCCGCGGGAGUGGUGAGGCUGUACUGGACGCGGCCCAGGUAUACCGAUGGUUAGGUUGUAGGUCAACCAUGAGUUGCUCCCGCAUAAUAAUGUGCUAAUGUGCUAAUGGUG
Messenger RNA from Paraphaeosphaeria sporulosa, 782 nucleotides. RefSeq lists its product as uncharacterized. NCBI's taxonomy places the organism in Eukaryota, Fungi, Ascomycota, Dothideomycetes, Pleosporales, Didymosphaeriaceae. The record is from RefSeq and is a predicted model, not a curated record. The annotation marks the transcript as partial. The transcript is spliced from 2 exons.